Messenger RNA from Aspergillus affinis, 1497 nucleotides. RefSeq names its product double-strand break repair enhancer MSC1 (gene ish1). The record is from RefSeq and is a predicted model, not a curated record. The transcript has 4 exons. Lineage: Eukaryota; Fungi; Ascomycota; Eurotiomycetes; Eurotiales; Aspergillaceae. Bases 1 to 1497 code for a protein of 498 amino acids.
AUGCUUACCGCCCAAACUGUAGCAUACAACAAAUGGCACGAAACCGAACUGGAGAGAUGGCUCGCCGAUCAUGACAUUCCCUAUCCGUCUCCUGCCGACCGCAGGGACCUCGAAUCUUUGGUCAAGACCAACUGGGAAACCAAGGUGCAGAAACCUCUUGGACAUGUGGUCGAUGAGACUUCCGAUCAGUGGCACAACACCAAAGAGUGGAUUUUCGAUACCUGGUCGGACUCUCAAAUCAAGGCUUUCCUUGACCGACAUGGCAUUCCUUGCCCCCAGCCCCGCCAGCGCGAUGUCCUCCUACAGACUGCUCGUGAGAACUACGAGACCGUUGCGAACAAACUUGGCGAGGCGGCCCAUUACCCAGGCAAUUGGCUGUAUGAACAUUGGACUCAAUCUGAUCUCAAAGAAUGGCUUGACGAGCGCGGCUGGCCGGUGCCCCAGCCCAGCACCCGUGAUAAGCUUGUCGCAUCGGUCCGUCGCAAUUCUAGACUUGCCAGCUUGCGUGCACGCAGCAUUGCUGCCUCUGCUGCCGCCUCCGCCGAAGCAGCCCAAGCUACAUUGAGUGAAGCUUUGUUCCAAGCCUGGUCUGACUCCGAGUUGAAGAAAUUCCUCGAUGAGCACGACGUCAAGGUACCCCAAGGCUCCCGACGCAAUGAACUCAUUGCUCUUGCCAGAAAGCAUCGCGCCCUGCUUGUCAGCCAGGCAUCUGCCGCUUCUGCCUCCGUUUCUUCGUCGGCUUCGGAUCUCUACGGAGCCGCAACCACCAAGGCCGGCAAUGAAUAUGCUAAAGCAACUGACGAUGCCGAUCUCAAGAAGCAGGAGGCAUUCGAUACUGCAGUAGAGACGUGGUCCGACUCGCGUCUGAAGGGCUUCUUGGAUGCUCGGGGUAUUCCUGUACCCCAAAGCAACAAGCGGGACGAACUACUUGCGAAGGUCAGACUACACAAGCACAAGGCUGCUACCGGUUACAAUGCCUGGACGUUUGACACCUGGACUACCGAGAAUCUGAAGAAAUAUCUGUCUUCAUUGAAUGACAAGGCGGCUCAACGUGCGGACAUCACUCGUGAUGAACUAGUGAAGCACGCCCAGGACACAUAUGCCAAAGCCUCAAAGUCUGGAGGCGCGAACUUCGCAUCUGCCACGUCCUACAUGGCGCAGGCCACCGAUUCUGCCAAGGACUCCUCUUUCGACACCUGGACUCAAUCGGACCUGAAGGCCUAUCUUGACUCGUACGGCAUUCCCGUCUACCAGGGCUCCAACAUCAAUGAGUUGCGUGCUGCGGCCCGUCGUCACGCGCAGUACUUCAAGUACGGAACCUCCACCCCUCAGGGCACCAUCUACGCCAAGCUGCAGGAUGCCACCAACUGGGUUCUGGACCAGAUCAAGAUUGGUGCAUCCAGCGGCCGGGCUCAGGGCCAGGAGGCCGCAGAGAAGGCCAAGGACAAGCUAUCCGAAGCCACCGAGGAAGUUAAGUCCGAGCGGUCCGAGCUUUAA